AUGCACGCCGACAAGGUGGUGCUCUGGGCGGUCUUGGUCUUCUUCGCGGGGUGGGCCACGGUUGCGGACUCGGUCGAGAUGUGCGCCUGCCCCAACCCGCCCGCGUACGGCGUGGUCCCGCUCUUCGAGAAGGUCACAUCGGCCCUCUGUGGCGCAGUCCUCUACGCCCCGCCGGAGCUCAACGCGCUCAGCCAAGGCAUCAAGGCCGGCUGCGCCCAGCUGGCCGCCACGGAGCUCCGCGGCACGCUGACCCAAAUAUCGGAGCUGACCUCCACCACGCAGGAGCUGCUCAACUCGACCCUCCUGCCCAACUGCCAGCAGGGCCUGGCCCUCAAGCGCCAGUGGGACGCCACCUCCGACCCCGCCCAGCGCGCAGCGCUGGAGGCCGAGUGGGCUUCCGGCCUCUUUAAUGUGACGGUCCACGUUCUCGGCCGCUACACCCAGACCCUGCUCCAGCUGCGGCAGAACCUGACGACGGCCGCCGUGGCCGACUUCGCGUCGGGCGGACUCGACGCCUGCAACCGGGUCAACCAUAGCCAGACCCAGCUCGAGUCCGAGCUGGCCUACUGGGAGGCCGUGCUGAAGAACUGCAGCGGUGUGCCGGAGGUGUGCACCUACGCCAAGGAGCGCAUCGCCAACGUGACGGCGCGCGUGGACGCGCUGGCGCCGUCGGUCCGGUUCUGCGCCGCCUUCGCGCCGGGCCUGACCCAGGCCUACCAAGGGUACCGAGCGGUGGACUUGGACCUGCAGCAGCUGAUCAACGGCCUGGAGCUGGGCCUUCAGAACCCGCUUCAGUACGUGGCGACCAUGCUGCAGCAGACCUGUGCCACCCUGUCGAGCCCCACCUUCCUCCUCGGAAUGACCGCGGUGCUCUCCAACCUCAACGAGAACACCCGCACCGACAUCCUGCGCCACGACAUCUGCGUCAUCGAAGCUGUGCCGUGCUAA
Acanthamoeba castellanii str. Neff is the source of this 948-nucleotide messenger RNA. RefSeq lists its product as uncharacterized. The coding region runs from base 1 to 948 and encodes 315 amino acids. The transcript is spliced from 2 exons. The record is from RefSeq and is a predicted model, not a curated record. Lineage: Eukaryota; Discosea; Longamoebia; Acanthamoebidae.